CGCACACUUUACGGCACACACGUGCUUCCCCGUGUCCUUCACCGCUCCGCAUCGCAUCCAGAGACGAUCUUUGAUGAAAUCUGAGUGAAAUGAUGGCCAAACUGAGCAAAGAGAGCAAGCAGCGGCUGCAGCAGGUGUUCCAGUGCGGCCAGUUCAUCAUCCGCUGGGGCUUCAUCCCCACCGUGCUGUACCUGGGAUUCAAGCGGGGAGCCGAUCCGGGGAUGCCUGAACCCUCGGUCCUCAGUUUGCUUUGGGGAUGAAGACGCUCCUGACAGAAACCCCAGACCUAUUCACAAACCCGAUGAAGACGCAGACGAGCAUCUCAUGGGACGCUGUGCUGGGAUGUAAAUACCUCACCCAGCUUUUUGUGUUAUUUUAAGACUUUUGCUUCCUCUUUCUAAAACAUUGCAUUGAGAAACACAAAAUGUAACUGA
Messenger RNA from Sinocyclocheilus anshuiensis, 434 nucleotides. Its product is annotated as mitochondrial import receptor subunit TOM7 homolog. The transcript is spliced from 3 exons. Gene Ontology annotation, biological process: protein import into mitochondrial matrix. The record is from RefSeq and is a predicted model, not a curated record. NCBI's taxonomy places the organism in Eukaryota, Metazoa, Chordata, Actinopteri, Cypriniformes, Cyprinidae. Bases 90 to 260 code for a protein of 56 amino acids. Gene Ontology annotation, cellular component: mitochondrial outer membrane translocase complex.